This is a messenger RNA of Sabethes cyaneus, 2025 nucleotides long. RefSeq names its product synaptic vesicle glycoprotein 2C. The coding region runs from base 133 to 1758 and encodes 541 amino acids. The transcript is spliced from 8 exons. Gene Ontology annotation, biological process: transmembrane transport. The record is from RefSeq and is a predicted model, not a curated record. Lineage: Eukaryota; Metazoa; Arthropoda; Insecta; Diptera; Culicidae. Gene Ontology annotation, molecular function: transmembrane transporter activity.
GUUAGCGGCCUCUACGUACUACCCGUUGAUGAGCAGCUACUCAUACCGAAGUGAAAGUGGCCCAGAACUGAUAAGGCAAAACUGAGUAGCAUCUCAUACCACACAUCGCACACAAAGGCAAACGUCAUCGAGAUGACUGAUCAGGAAAUCGAUAAGAGUGAGGUUAAUGGAAGUUCGACAAAACGCAACCCAACCGAUUCGCAACGAAUCGAAAUCCAGCACAUCCAGCUGCACGAUGUGGCCAGCUACGAGGAAAAACCAAAGGUUUACACCUACAACGAAGCACUGGAACUGGUCGGCACCGGCCGAUUCCACACGCUGCUCCUGUUCGUGUCCGGCUUUUGUCUGAUGAGCGUAAUCAACGAGACGCUAAACAUGGGCUACAUCAUCUCCGCUGCGCAAUGCGAUCUCGACUUGAGUUUCUCCGACAAGGGAAUGCUAAAUGGAGCGGCCUUCUGCGGAGUGGUCGUCAGCUCGCACCUUUGGGGAUUCCUUUCGGACACCUGGGGCCGCCGAAAGGUGCUCCUGCUGGCUACCAGCUGCGGUCUACUGUUUUCGAUUCUUUCCAGCUUUUCCAUCAACUUCUGGAUGCUGACCGUGACGCGGUUUUGUGUCGGUUUUUUCAUUUCCGGUAACGCUGCUACCUCUUAUGCAUACCUGGCGGAAUUUCACACGGAUAAAUCCCGUGCCAAGGUAAUCUCGUGGGCGGCCAUGUUUAUGGCCCUCGGAACAAUCUACCUCCCGUUGAUGGCCUGGUUCAUUAUACCGCUGAGUGCCAAUUACAGUCUGUACAUUGAAGCGCUCGGAGCUCAGUACAACCUAUGGCGGGUCUAUUUGAUGCUCUGUUCCCUGGCCAGUGUACUCAUCAUCUGCGGAAUGUUCUACCUGCCGGAAAGUGGAAAAUUCCUGCUCACCACAACCGGAGAAAAGGACAAAGUGAUACAGAUUUUGGCCAAAAUUUAUCGCUGGAACAGCGGAAAUCCCGAACAUACAUUCCCGGUGAAAUCUAUCGCCCUGGAUGCCAUCGACAGUGCCUUCGCCAGCGAAAUGCAGCGCAAAUCGAGCCUCGGGCUGCGGUACGUGUGGGAACAGACGGUUCCAUUGUUGCAGCGGCCCCUGGUUGGCAACACCGUGCGGGCGGCCUUUCUCAUGUUCGGCCUCUUUAUAGCGUCCUCCGGUUUGCUGAUGUGGAUGCCGGACAUUUUGAACAUGUACGUCAAUUACCAGCAGAGCCGAAUCACCAUCUGCCAGGUGGUGGAAAUAAUACACCGGAAUCGAACCACCCUACCGACCGACGGAGUCGGAAGCGCCACCUGUUCGACGGAUAUCGAUGCUUCGAUUUUCGUUAUUUCCACGGUAAUAGGAGUUUUGUUUCUACUGUGCUACAUCCUCAACGGGGCCAUCAUCAAUCUGGUGGGGAAAAAACUAUUACUGAACAUCUGGUACGUGGCGAGCGGCGUAUGCGGAAUCGGUGCACUGUGGACUUCCGAUUUCUACCUGACGCUGCUGGUGAUCGUGGUUUUCCUCGCCGUUGGCUGCUGCGGAUCGGUGCUCAGCGCCAUAUCGGUUGAUCUAUUUCCAACUAAUUAUCGAGCAAUGGCUCUCUGUCUGAUACUGAUGACCGGCCGGCUCGGAGCCAUGAUCGGCAGCAAUCUGGUGGGCUUCCUGCUCACCUACAACUGUGAUCUAAUCUUCAUACUGCUCGGAGGUCUACUAAUCGUUUGCGCUCUAAUUGGGACGACCUUACCGGGAAAGUGACGGAGUGCCAUUUCAAAAAUGCUGCCAAAGAGACCAAACCAGACCAGAGAGGUAAAUAGUACGAGCAUAUCAUCUUUGUCAUCGGAGUCAUCAUCAUCAUCAUCGUUCCGGUUCGAUUCAUUUGUGCGAUCAUCACCCGGCUGGACGGGACGGGACUGUGGACUGGACUGGAAUCACAACUAUAGCUAAUGUAUACUCUGUAUGGCGUAGGCCAAUCAAAGCUAAAACUAAGCAUGCAGGAGGAAAGCUUGCGCAUCUGUACUCGAA